Molecule: messenger RNA, 996 nt
Organism: Alligator sinensis (Chinese alligator)
Lineage: Eukaryota; Metazoa; Chordata; Crocodylia; Alligatoridae
Product: patatin-like phospholipase domain-containing protein 1
Exons: 6
Coding region: 1-939 (312 amino acids)
Biological process (GO): triglyceride catabolic process; lipid homeostasis
Cellular component (GO): membrane; lipid droplet; cytoplasm
Molecular function (GO): triacylglycerol lipase activity
Source: RefSeq, a predicted model, not a curated record
AUGGCAGAAGAGAGUCCAAAGCACAAGCCUUUGUCUCUUUUUUUUAAAGGCUGUGGAUUCCUAAUAGUUUAUGAGCUGGGAGUGGUGAAAGCUCUGAGGGAAUUGGCACCUGAGAUACUGAGAUCAGCAACCAAAAUCUAUGGAUCAUCAUCUGGGUCCAUUGUGGCCUCGAUAGUGACUUGUGGAUGUGAGCUGGAUGCAGUGUUUGAGGACUACUGCACAAUUGUGAAAGAGGUCAGAAAUGUCAUGCUUGGCCCUAUAUCUCCAAAUCUCGAUUUACUUCAAAAACUACAGAAGUUGCUAUACAAAGCCCUCCCAGAUAAUGCCCACCAGCUGGCUUCAAGGAGGCUGCACAUUAUGCUCACUCGUGUAUCGGACAGACAGAGCGUCGGGGUGUCAGACUUCGGGUCGAAGGAGGAGAUCAUUCAGGCAGUGAUCUGCAGCUGCUUCAUUCCUGCCUAUACUGGGUACAUCCCUCUCUCUUUCCAGGGUGUGCGCUAUAUUGACGGAAACUUCAGUAGCCCAGAGCCUUCAUUCUACGCAAAGACCAUGAUUAUAGUGUCUGCUCUUGCAUUUGACAAUGACAUCUGCCCAAGGGAUAAGCCAGGCACUUUCUUCAGUUUUUACAGUUUUCAGCAGCAAUUUCAGAUACAACUAGAAAACCUCCACAGGAUAGUCUGUUGUUUUUUUCCACCCAGCCAUCUGGCGGUGCAUGAGUUCUUUCUAAAAGGGUAUCAUGAUGCUGGCUUCUACUUGGAAAGAAACAGAGAGUUCGGCAUAGAUUUUCUUGCCAACAACGUGACACUCCCAUUAGCCAGUGAGUCCUGUAAGAAAGGCUUGUCCCAACCCAUUGGAGGUCUUGAAACCAGAACCCAUCAACAAGGAUCCUCACUUCCACUGACGCAGCUUACAAGGACUUCACCAGACACCAUGGAGUGAUGAAUGGGGUGGAGAAUGGAAAAGAGGAUUAAAUGCAGCAGCUGCCCCUAUGCUGGG